AUGGCGACGGAGCAACAAGAUUCGCGACUCUGUUUGGCAUCGAUUCUGGAGGAUUUUCUUAAACAACGAAACGUUCAAGUUAGCGUCGGUGUUGAUUCGAGCUCGAAAAAUGCAGAUGAAACUUUGGGAGGAAGAGAUUUGCAAGUAGAUCCGUCAGACUUGAGAAGGUUUGAAGCAGCAAGAUGGAUAAGAAACACACUUGGUGUAGUUGGAGGCAGAGAUUUGCCAGCAGAUCCUUCAGAGGAAGAUUUCAGAAUUGCAUUGAGGAGUGGAAUUUUGCUCUGCAACGUCCUCAACAGAGUUAAACCUGGUGCUGUUCCAAAAGUCGUUGAAGCUCCAAAUGAUCCUCUGGUUAAUCAAGACGGUGCAGCUCUGUCUGCAUUUCAGUACUUUGAGAACCUUCGUAACUUUCUUGUGGUUGUGGAGGAAAUGGGUAUUCCCACAUUUGAAGUCUCCGAUUUUGAGAAGGGAGGUAAAUCGGCAAGAAUUGUGGAGUGUGUUUUGGCUCUCAAGUCAUAUCGGGAGUGGAAACAGAGCGGUGGAAGCGGUACGUGGAGAUACAUUGUGAACUCGAAACCAACCACGUUUGGGAUCGGCAAACAAUACAGACGCAAAGACUCAGAAGCACCUGUUGAUGUGGUCACAAGUAGUAGCCCUUCUUCUACUCCACCGAGUGAACAACUUUUGUGUGAUCAGUCUGAUUCGAAUACUAAACAUGGAGGAAGUGACUAUUCAAUAGAUGCCAUUGUCCGUGCCGUAUUUUCUGAUAAGAAGCAAGAAGAAAUUCCCGGUAUUGUGGAAGAUAUGCUGAGAAGUGUCAUGGUAGAAUGUGAACAUAGAUUGGCCACCCAAUACGAAUUGCUUCAGAUGAACAAACAGAAGCUUGACUCUGGCGAUUUUGCGAGAAGUAAUUCAUGCAAUGAUGAGACGCUAAGUGAUGCUUCGCACGGAGAAGAAAAUUUGACAAAUAUUGUAAACAACAACAUGGAAGCUUCUCAAGAUGGUGAGCUCUAUGCAAUUUCAAAAGAGAAGACCGAGAAGCAACAAAUGAUAAUCGACAGACAGCAAACUCAUACUGAGGAAAUGAAACACGAUCUAAAGGCUAUAAAAGCAGGUCUCAGUCUCUUGCAGAUGAAAUACCAGCAAGAGUUUACAAGCUUAGGCAAGAAUUUGCAUGGAAUUGCUUCUGCAGCUUCAGGAUACCAAAGAGUUCUUGAGGAAAAUCGGAAACUUUACAAUCAAGUCCAAGACCUCAAAGGGAGCAUAAGGGUUUACUGUCGAGUGAGACCGUUCUUGCCUGGUCAAAAAAGUAUCUCAACUACAGUGGAUAACAUAGAGGAGUCAACUAUAUCAAUUGCGACACCUUUAAAGUAUGGAAAAGAAACUCAAAAAUCAUUCACCUUCAACAAAGUGUUUGGCCCUUCAGCAUCGCAAGAGGCGGUGUUUGCAGACACUCAACCUCUGAUCCGCUCUGUUCUUGAUGGCUAUAAUGUGUGCAUAUUUGCUUACGGCCAAACAGGAUCCGGAAAAACUUUCACCAUGAUGGGACCUAAUGAGCUGACGGAAGAGAGCUUAGGAGUAAACUACAGAGCACUGAGUGAUCUCUUUCAUCUAUCAAGUGUGAGAAAAGAAACGUUUUCAUAUAGCAUUUCAGUCCAGAUGCUUGAAAUCUACAACGAGCAAGUACGAGAUCUCCUUGUUACUAAUGGCCAAACCAGCAGAUAUCCUUUUCUAAGACUUGUGACUUCUGUAAACUCACUAGAUGGAAUCAACGUGCCAGAAGCGACACUGGUUCCAGUCUCCACAACUUCGGAUGUCAUCUACUUGAUGAAUCUUGGUCAAAAGAAUCGUGCGGUCAGUGCCACAGCCAUGAAUGAUCGCAGCAGUCGCUCUCACAGUUGUCUCACGGUACACGUUCAAGGAAAAGAUCUGACAUCAGGAGCCACUCUAAGGGGUUCAAUGCAUUUGGUAGACCUUGCCGGAAGCGAAAGAGUGGACAAGUCUGAGGUCACUGGUGAUAGGUUGAAAGAGGCACAACACAUUAACAAGUCUCUCUCUGCUCUUGGGGACGUCAUUGCAUCUCUCUCUCAGAAGAACAAUCACAUCCCUUAUCGCAAUAGUAAACUCACACAACUUCUCCAGGACUCGUUAGGAGGACAAGCGAAAACGCUCAUGUUUAUCCACAUAAGCCCUGAAAUAGAUGCUCUAGGAGAAACACUUAGCACCCUGAAAUUUGCAGAGAGGGUGGCCACUGUUGAGCUCGGUGCCGCUCGUGUCAACAAAGACACUUCUGAGGUUAAGGAACUCAAAGAACAGAUUGCUAGUUUGAAACUAGCUCUAGCGAGAAAGGAGAGUGAGGCAGAUCAAACGCAGCAACCAAGACCACUUACACCUGAUAAAAUCCUCAGAAGGAAGUCACUUGGCGUUUCUUCUUCAUUCUCUAAAUCAGCAAACACAAGACAGUUCCAGACUAAACUUAAGCCGCCACAGACUAUUGAUGAUGUCAACAGCAUUGAGGGUCAAAGUGACUCUGCAUCCAGCGUUGACUUACAAGGACUAGUAGGUUCCCCUUCAUGGAAAAGCCCGUCCAUAGAUGGGAAAGAAGAGGAAGUGGAAUUUAUAUCAGGUAGUGAGUGGGUUGAUAAACACGAGGACGAACUCACCCGUAAUAAAAACAGAUCAGCACAGACACAGCUUGAUAGGCGACUGUCUAGCUUGAAACGUGAACCAUCGAGAGGUUUAGAUAAAGGAUCUGAGGUAAGGAAGAUUCCAUACGAAGAAGAAGCCAACGAGUCUGAUGAAACCGCAACAAGUGACUGCUCGGAUACGAACAUGAUGUGGCAGUUGAAUGUUCAAGUGAAUAUGCCUAGAGUAGCCUCUAACGGUUCUUUGGGUUCUUCAACAAAGCUAAAGAAGAGUCAAACAAAAACCAGUAGAGUUGUUGAAACCAAGAGUAUGAUACCUUCGUUAAUUCCGGCGCCUACAAGGAGAUUAUCGCUUGGAGCUAUCAACUUACCAGGACAAACUUCCUCAAGGCAUCAUUCCACAGUAGCUGUGAAGAAGAGACAAGCUCCCAAGUCAUAA
This is a messenger RNA of Microthlaspi erraticum, 3084 nucleotides long. Lineage: Eukaryota; Viridiplantae; Streptophyta; Magnoliopsida; Brassicales; Brassicaceae. The record is from the annotation of a GenBank genome assembly.